Cinclus cinclus is the source of this 1230-nucleotide messenger RNA. It is a transcript of the gene TNFRSF19, whose product is annotated as TNF receptor superfamily member 19. The transcript is spliced from 8 exons. Gene Ontology annotation, cellular component: plasma membrane. The record is from RefSeq and is a predicted model, not a curated record. Lineage: Eukaryota; Metazoa; Chordata; Aves; Passeriformes; Cinclidae. Gene Ontology annotation, molecular function: signaling receptor activity; protein binding. The coding region runs from base 1 to 1230 and encodes 409 amino acids. Gene Ontology annotation, biological process: positive regulation of canonical NF-kappaB signal transduction; positive regulation of JNK cascade.
AUGGAUGCUAAAGGAUUGCAAGGAGAUGAUAAACUGAAGGUGCUCAUCAUUUUACUAGCAUAUUUGCUGAGUAAGGUAAUUUGCGAGACUGGAGACUGCAGAGAACAAGAAUUUAGGGACCAUACUGGAAACUGUAUCCUCUGCAAACAAUGUGGGCCUGGAAUGGAACUCUCAAAGGAAUGCGGCUUUGGAUAUGGGGAGGAUGCACAGUGCAUGACGUGCAGGCCAAACAGAUUCAAGGAAGACUGGGGCUUUCAGAAGUGCAAGCCUUGUCUGGAUUGUGCAUUGGUUAACCGCUUUCAGAAGGCCAACUGUUCUGCCACCAGCAAUGCACUAUGUGGGGACUGUUUACCAGGAUUUUAUAGGAAGACUAAGCUUGGAGGCUUUCAAGACAUGGAAUGUGUUCCUUGUGGUGAUCCUCCUCCUCCCUAUGAGCCUCACUGUACCACCAAGGUAAAUCUUGUGAAGAUCCCUUCAACUGCUUCCAGCCCUCGAGACACUGCUCUGGCAGCUGUCAUCUGCAGUGCACUUGCAACAGUGCUCUUGGCCCUUCUCAUCCUUUGUGUUAUCUAUUGCAAGAGGCAGUUCAUGGAGAAGAAACCAAGCUGGUCUCUGAGAUCACAAGACAUUCACUACAAUGGCUCUGAGUUAUCAUGCUUUGAUAGAUCACAGCUAAGUGAGUGUGACCGCAGAACGUGUUGCCAGUGCCAAAGAAGUACAUCACAGACAUGUGGACCAGUUCACUUGAUUCCCUCACUGUGCUGUGAUGAAACCUAUAGCAUGGAGCACAGCAGUCACAGUUGUGCUUUCCACUCACAGACCACGCUCAAUGAAAGAGCUUCUGAUUCUGUUGGAGAAAUGAUUCCUGCUUUCCUUGGUUCUCUUUCACAUUCUACCUGUGGAGACAUUCCAGAUGCUUGGCCUCUUAUGCAAAACUCAGCUUGUUGUGACAGCAUUUCUAUCUGUGAAUCAUAUUCAGAACUAGCUGGAGGAUCUGCAAAAUCCUGCAGCCCUGAGACUGAAAAUGCAGCUGCUGUUGAAUUGGAUAGUAACCAGGAACUAAGUGAAGUACUUAUUUCAGCUAUGUCUCUUGAUGGAAAUGUUGCAAAGUCCUUUGAAAUCUCUGAACGUAGAACGUGCACAGAAGCUUCAUCACUUCAGAACUCGGUGACUGCUGAAAGCCAGCCAAAGACAAAGUGUAAUGGAACAACAAAUGACUCUACGGACUGA